Messenger RNA from Prorocentrum cordatum, 2084 nucleotides. NCBI's taxonomy places the organism in Eukaryota, Dinophyceae, Prorocentrales, Prorocentraceae. The record is from the annotation of a GenBank genome assembly.
GAUCGAAGAUGCCCAGGACCCCUUCAUCGACAGAGUUCAAGAGGUCAGGUUCGUCUGGGCUCGGGUUGAAGCUGCCCCCCAGUAUCGAGGAUACGCACAUCGACAUGAGCAUCGAGAAGGGCACGCCUGAGUAUUGGAUCAUACGGAUGCCCCUUCGACAAGUGGCCGCGGGCUCCAAGCUCGGCAGCCAGUACAACCAAGCGAGGCUACUGUACAACAAACUUCCACCAGGAGAUGAUCGGAAUCGACUGGGUGCGCAUAUGGGGCUCUACGAUAAGGCAAUGCAAUUUGUCCCAGGCGCCAUGGAGAAGCUCAGCGACUCCGAGUUCGAGUUGUACUGCCAGGAGUUCGAUAAGGCAGGCGUGAUCUUCCUACCAGUGACCCACAUGGAGAUCUUUCGCAGGUCGGCCAAACCAUUGUGGGAAGCAUUCGAGAAGGACCCGACGUCACCUCAUAGCCACCACCAGCUCCAGAAGGUUCUCCGCAUGACGCAGAUCUGGACUGUCGAGAGUGAGCAGGCCAGCCCCUUCUCGUGGAAGAAGCCAGCUCUCGCAGAUAUCAGCUUCAACGUGGCCUCCGACAUGGGUGAUGCGUUCCUCAGCAUGGUCUUCGGCGAGCGCAUCGUCGCUUGGAUUGGGGCGGGGGAGAGCAAGGAGGUGCUGAUCAGCGAGUUCGCGCUGGUCGCAGCAAAGGCUUGGGAUUUGCCAGACGAUGCAGUCAUUGAGAAUACGUCUGCUCAGCUGUUGGUAGAUGCGACUCGCGUCAUCAGAGUCUUGAGGUACAUCAGCGACCAGAACAUCACCCACGAGACUGACGUAGCUGUCUUCGAUGACGUGGCGGCCUUGGAGGAGGCAGCCUACAAGACGACAAAGAAGAAGAACCUCAUGAUCAUGGUGGGGGCUGCCGUGCACGAGAAUACCAUGUGGAAGGCGCGUUUGCAGAUUGCCGCGAGGAGGAACGAUCAAAUGAAGAUGCACGCCCCGAAAAUCACGAAGCUGUUGACGGACCUUCGCGCGCAUGAGGUGCCCACCCCGACGAAGGAGCUGCAUGACCUGAUCAAAUCGUCUCUCGAUGACCUGCCCUACUUGCGCACCGCUUUGGUGGAGGGCGCCGCUGACGAGCUUGAGAGCGUGACGGUGGACACGUUGCACAAGGCACUUGGGAAGUGGACUGACACGGGCCCUGAGGCCGCUGCGGUUGCGCCGAGCACCACGGAGGAUAAUGAGUUGUUGGUCUCUUUCAGGAGGUUGGCAGUCGCUGGAUCUGAGCAGCGCCCAGCCUACGAGAACUUGAAGCGAGACAUUGACAGCCUGAACCGGAUCAUCGGCAACGUCGCUGCCGUUGCCAAGAUAGGCAACAUCAAGGUGUUCAUCGCCCGUGCCAACGCCGACGAAAAGAUCAGCAUCAAAGACUUCAAGGAGCUGGCGGGCGGUGUGAAUGCAGAUUUGUUGACUCCAGCUGACCACGCCCACAUGCUGGCCACGUUCGCUGCCCACAUCUCCCAACUUGUGAAGAAUGACUUCCAGCCUGCGUCGAAUCGCGAGCCUCCCGAUGCGAACUUGGACUUUGAGGAGGUGGUGUCCACGUUCGUCGCCAAGGACGUCAAGAAGGAUGUGGCCACGUUCCUUGCAUCCGCGAGGGCAGUGCUCAAGUUGCAGCGCUCGUACCUUGCCCUGAAUGCGAAGGUGGUCGACAACAACGACGAGCUUGCUGCAGAUGGCCCUGAGAGGCAGGCCGCGCACGUGAAGAAGGAGCUGGCCAAGACCAUCAAACAGUUGAAAGCACCGCUCUCCGACGUGAUCCAGCCAGGCUUGGCAUUGCACUUUUCCGACACGGCCCAUGAGGUGUUGGCAAAUGCUAAGGGCCGCUACAUGGACGUGGCCUUGUCGUGCCUGGAGAAGCGUGCGUCAAUUUUGAAGGAGAGCAUUGAUGUCGCGAAGAAGCACAGCACGGAGAAUGCUCAGCUGGGCCAUUGGAUUACCAGGUCAACGUCCGAGUGGCACGAGAUCAAGGACCUGGCGAAGGAGCACAUCGAGACCUUCGACGGGGACAUCAUCAUCGAGAAGGUGAUUCAGGUCGAGCAG